AUGUCGUCUUCCGUCGUCCUCGCCGGCGGGCAGGUCCACGUCCAUCUCGCGUGCAGCGAGUGCUCCUCGACAGCCUGGUCGCAUCAACAGAUCGCGACCCUGGCCGAGCAGAUCGCGCAGCGCGUCGCAUCCCUCCCCGGCAGGUCUGCGACUCCCAUACAGCUCAAGCCGGAAGUCCCGGGCCCGUCAAUGAGGGAAACACCGACGCCAUCACUUGGGAAAAACGGUCCGAGAACGAGAACAGGCUGCUUCACGUGUCGUGGCAAGCGUGUCAAGUGCGACGAGGCAAAGCUCAAUGUCCGACCAACGAAACCCGGUGCCCGCGCGCGCCCCGAUCGUGUCCUCGCCAAGCUCUGGGAGGCGCAGAUGUUCGUCUCCGCUUCGGGAGAGUUCAACCCCGCCGCUGCCGGUCGGCAGGCGACUGGGCACGCGGCGCUCGCGAAUGCGCUUGUCAGCGCGACCCGGAGCCUCGGUGCCGUCAAGCGCGCGUUUUCGCAGAUGAAGCCAACGGCCGUGCAUGCCGAGAUGUUCGCGGCCUCGCGGCAACUGGCCUCCGACGCCGCCUCGGUCAUCGUCGGUGCGAUUCGAGGGACGGCCCUCAAUGACCCCGAAACGAUGUGCAUCCUCUUUGAACUGUUCCUGAUGCGUGAUGUGAGUGAUGCGCUUUGCAUAGAAACUGACGCACAGUGCGCCAGCGGCGAUCCGGAAUGGAACAAGACGCACCAGCUGCUUCGUGAAUACCUCAUUCACACCGGCGGACCUCAGCGGCUACUGGAGAACGACCGCGCGGCUCUGCUCGGCAACAGCAUCUUGGAGGACCACUUGGUAUAUCUGACGGUUUACGACACCUUUGCGGCACUGACAACGAAUGUCGAACCGCUCAUGCUCGCGCCAGGUCACACGCGGUGGAUCGAGGAUGUGACGUGCGCUCAGCAGGUGGUGCAUGCCGACUUCGGCUUCAGUCUCAAGAUUCUGUCCACCGUGGCUCAGCUCGCAACACUACUCGCACACAAGCCGUACGGUACACCGGGAAGCAUCGCGAGCGACGCGGAGAGCGACGGCGCCUACGUCCGCGCAUGUCGCGCCCUCAACGAGGAGCUGGAGACGGACACGCUCGCCACGAUAUACAGCACGACAGCACCGACGCGUGUUCAGUUCGGCGACCUGCUUAUUCGACACGCCCUCAUUUGUCACCUGCGCCGCAUUGCGCUCGGGCGAUCGCGUGACGACGAGCGCAUCCAAGCCUCUGCGGCUGCCAUUGUCGAACUCCUCGUUGAAGUGUCGGUCCGCACCGGCUCCAUGAUCAACCUCAACUACCCCAUCAUUGUCGCCGCAGGCCUCAUUCCGCCCGAAGAGCGCGAGCGCAUGCAGACUAUCAUCGACUUUGUCCGACUUACGAGCUGCCUCCAGGAGGUGUACCGUUUGGAAGAAGUGAGGUCGAUUUGGUUUACCCGGAAUCUUGCUGACGAAGCCAGAUUGUGCACGACUGCUGGCGGCGGAUGGAGAAUGGCGAGGACGUCCGCAUGA
This is a messenger RNA of Trichosporon asahii var. asahii CBS 2479, 1527 nucleotides long. RefSeq lists its product as uncharacterized. The coding region runs from base 1 to 1527 and encodes 508 amino acids. Gene Ontology annotation, molecular function: transcription cis-regulatory region binding; zinc ion binding; DNA-binding transcription factor activity, RNA polymerase II-specific. Gene Ontology annotation, cellular component: nucleus. The transcript has 2 exons. NCBI's taxonomy places the organism in Eukaryota, Fungi, Basidiomycota, Tremellomycetes, Trichosporonales, Trichosporonaceae. The record is from RefSeq and is a predicted model, not a curated record. Gene Ontology annotation, biological process: positive regulation of transcription by RNA polymerase II.